UCUGUCAGUCACUGUGGUUUAAACGAAUACAUCAGAUAUUGAGAUUUGGUGGUUCACUGAAACUUCUUGUAAAAGUUGUGUGGCUUUUUCCCUCCCCUCCCUCCUUCCUGAUUGUGUCAAAUAUUAAUGCAAUGGUCUAAUUUAUCUUCCGGUGAAGUCAGGGUUUAUGAGGCAUCUCUCAAGAGCCUGGGGUAUUUGUGUUUUAUGUUUGUGCUUAUGACAAAACAUCUUGGUCCUUGCCCUAGCACAUACAGCUCCAAAGAUAACAUCACUUUCCCCUUGACCAUGACUCUCCUGCUGUCAAUACACGGUGUCUGGGUGAAUAGCAACUAUCUACAACUGGAGUUUCCUGGUUCUGUUUCCAACAUUGCUGCUGCUUCUCCCUGUUCUGAGCUUGCUUGUCCCAUCUGUCCUGUGCACAGGCUGUACGAGGCAGUCCCUGCCCUCACACUCCUUUCUGCCCGUGCUGCAGCACCUCGCCCAAGGAACUGGGGUUUCGGCUGCUGCCUGGGGGUGGCUGUGUCGAUCGCUAAAGCUGAAGUGCAGCAGCUGCAUUUCAGUAGGAGAGAAAUCCUGGUUCCAUUUGUGGUCUGGUUCAAAGGAUCUGCCAAGAGGCAGUGGAGGUGUUUACGGGCAGCCGUGCCAUCUCGGCUGGGGGUUUAUUGCCCGGCUCAGAUGAGAUGUUCUCUUUAGCUAGAAAACAAAGUGAAAGAUGGAUGUUUUCUCUUUCUCUUGAUUGCUGCAGCAAACUUGGUGUUGCACCAGACUGUGGAGCGCAUUCACGUGGGCAAGAAGUAUGGGGACAUCCCUCGAGGCAUCUUUGUUGUGAGAGGCGAGAACGUUGUUCUGCUGGGGGAAAUAGACCUGGAAAAAGAAAGCGACACACCCUUACAGCAGGUCUCGAUAGAGGAGAUCCUGGAGGAGCAGCGGGUGGAACAGCAGGCCAAGCAGGAGUCAGAGAAGCUGAAAGUGCAGGCGCUAAAGGAGCGGGGGCUUUCAGUCCCGCGGGCAGACACCCUGGACGAGUAUUAGCUGUUCUGCCCCUUGGACAGUUUCCCUUGAGGCGGAGCCAGGAGUGCUUUGUGAUUUGACCAUGUGGUGACAGAUCUCUUUGCAAAGGCUGUUUUUAUUUUGUUUUCCGCACUGCAGAUAACUGUUAAAAUCAUGCCUUUAGUUUCUCUUCACAAAACCCUUGUUAAGGAGGAGUGAAGCUAUUUGAUUAUCCUUUAAGGGAACCAAAUGCUCUGGUGUGAGUAAGAGUUUAUGUUGUUCAGGAGGCAAAUCACUUUUUUUUUUUUUUCCCCCCCUCUUAUGUGGCUCUGGGUGAGAGUGUUCCUUGACAUGUAAAUAAAUCCUCAAUCUCAA
Messenger RNA from Dromaius novaehollandiae (emu), 1365 nucleotides. It is a transcript of the gene LSM1, whose product is annotated as LSM1 homolog, mRNA degradation associated. The record is from RefSeq and is a predicted model, not a curated record. NCBI's taxonomy places the organism in Eukaryota, Metazoa, Chordata, Aves, Casuariiformes, Dromaiidae. Gene Ontology annotation, molecular function: RNA cap binding. Gene Ontology annotation, cellular component: Lsm1-7-Pat1 complex; P-body. The transcript is spliced from 2 exons. Gene Ontology annotation, biological process: deadenylation-dependent decapping of nuclear-transcribed mRNA.